This is a messenger RNA of Dendrobium catenatum, 1893 nucleotides long. RefSeq names its product fasciclin-like arabinogalactan protein 4. The record is from RefSeq and is a predicted model, not a curated record. NCBI's taxonomy places the organism in Eukaryota, Viridiplantae, Streptophyta, Magnoliopsida, Asparagales, Orchidaceae. Bases 448 to 1716 code for a protein of 422 amino acids. The transcript has a single exon. Gene Ontology annotation, biological process: multidimensional cell growth; abscisic acid-activated signaling pathway; mucilage biosynthetic process involved in seed coat development. Gene Ontology annotation, cellular component: plasma membrane.
GAAAAAUCUAAAUUCCAGCUGAUGGUAAACCCGAUCUCAUGGAGAAUACGUGCCAGUAAACAAAUGGAUAUCCAGCUGUUUCCUGUUCUAUAUAUAUUACGCCUCCAGUUCGGAGGUACGGACACCUCACGAGAAGCAACCGUUCAUUAACGCGAGAGCAGAAGCCAUCCGAUUACCAUCCCACGUGGGCUCCGCUGACCGCAACGCGGUCAUCUCGCGCCAUCAAUUACAAUGCAGCAGCCACAACCGACAGCUGGAUUCCGACGGUGACCAUACAAUCGGUAACCUGACUCACCACUAAACAUUAUUAUUAAUAUAAAUAAAAUAAAACAAAGAGAUUAUAUUAUAUGAUAAUAUUCUCCACCACCAUCUCCUCUCUCCUGCAUCUUUCCACUCUCAGCUCACACCUUUCUCAACUCUCAGUGGAGAUCGAAGGAGAAAUCAAGCAUGGAAUGCCCACAUUUCUCCGUUCUCCAUUUUACCCCUAUCAUUCUCCUUAUUUCCCUUCUACUACCCUCCGCCGCACCACCGGCGGCUUUAGCGUUCAACAUCACCGCCCUUCUCGCCGGUCACCCAGAUAUCUCCUCCUUCGCCAAGCUGCUUGAAUCAAGUUCCGUCACCGGCGACCUAGUCGGUCGUUCCUCCCUCACGCUCCUCGCCGUCCCUAACGCCUUCCUUGUCCGAUCUGACGCCCUCCACUACGCUGGCGGCGACAUCGCCGAUGUUCUUCGUUACCACGUCCUACUCGAAUACCUCUCGUGGUCGGAUCUCCACCGGAUUCCGCCCACUGGCAAGCUGGUAACUACUCUGUACCAAACCACUGGCCGCGCCCCUAAUAAUCUUGGCGCGGUCAAUCUUACCCGUGACCCCAUUAACGGCGUUAUCACAGCUCGGUCGCCCGUCCCCUUCUUUCCUUCGAAUGCCACCAUAAACUCACUGGUUACGACGGUGCCGUACAACAUUUCCGUCUUCACCGUUAACGCUUUACUAAUGCCCUAUGGGUUCGAUCUCGCCGCAUCGGAGACGCGGCCGGCGGCGGCGCUUAACAUCACUCAAGUGCUUCUCGACGGUCGGGACUUCAACGUGGCGGCGUCGAUGUUGGAAGCGUCGGGAGUCGUGGAGGAGUUCGAGAAUGACGAGCAUGGGGCGGGGAUCACCGUCUUCGUCCCUACCGAUGAGGCAUUCGCCGGAUUGCCAGCGACGGAGAGGCUGCAGUCCUUGCCAGCGGAGAGGAAGGCGGCGGUUCUCAAAUUUCACGUGCUUCAUUCCUAUUACCCUCUUGGCUCGCUGGAAUCGAUCGUAAACCCGGUUCAACCGACGAUCGCGACGGAGGAUUCGCAGGCUGGGUGGUUCACACUCAAUAUCUCGAGGGUGAACGGAUCGGUGGCGAUUGAUACCGGAAUAGUGCAGGCGACGAUUACUAGAACGGUUUACGAUCAAAAUCCGGUUGCGGUAUUCGCCGUCUCGAACGUUCUUCUUCCUCGGCAGGUUUUUGGUAAGGGAGCGCAGAACCAGCAGGGCGGCGGUUCGGGGUCAGUUACGCCUUCGCCGGAGGCUUCGCCGCCAGAAGAUGGGAAGGCGCCGCAGACGAGGUUGACGACGCCUCCGGGGACUGGGGAUAUGGUCUCGAAGGCGGGAAGAAGAUUAGGGUUUCGGGGAUGUGGGAUUUGUACAGGACUGAUCUUUCUAUUGCUGGUAGGAGAUCUGGGAAUCUAGGGCUCAGUUCUUUUCUGAAUUUUGACUUUUUUUUUUUUUUCAUGACUUCAGCGAUUUUGUAUACGAGAAAUUAGAUUGGAUUUGUAGCUGCAAAGCAGCGAUUUUUUUUCUUUAGCUAGGGAAUUGAUUGUUUUCUGAAUAAUGUUAAAUAUAAAACUCAGAAGAUUUGAAACUCAA